AUGGGCCUCUUGGCGCGUAGCGCCGUUCACCAAGCUGCUCGUCAUGUCACGAGCAGUGGCCGCUCCACUGUCCUCUGCAAUGCCGCUGUGACCUCCGCUGGUGCUAGAAACGCCAGCCGCAGCUUGGCUUGCUCGAUCUCAGGCGCAGCUCGUGCCUACUCUCAGCAGGUCGACGUGUCUGAUCGCGUGCGUGCAUGCUAUCACACAGGCUGUCGAAAGAGCAGGCCGCACCGUGCUGACAGAUCAUCGAUCGGUGCUUCUAUUCUUCCUGUAGGAAACCAUCACUCGUCUAUUGUACUCACUGGCAUCGCGCAAAGAAGUGGAGAGGUAUUUGCGCAUCUUUAGCGCUGCGAACAAAUUCGCAGUUCUGAAGGUUGGUGGUGCGAUCCUCACGCACCAGCUGGACGAAUUGGCUCUGAGCUUGAGCUUCUUGCAUCGAGUGUGCGUAUGAAAGCUCGGACAUGGUACUGCGAUACACCGGUUGUCAGCGUAAAACUGACAUUUCUGUGCUUGCACAGUGGUCUCUACCCGAUCGUCCUGCAUGGAGCUGGACCUCAGCUCAAUGAGAUUCUGGAGCGCGAAGGCGUUGAGCCAGACUACAUCGAUGGUAUCCGGAUUACUGGUCAGUCUUCAAACCUUGCACCCUCUUGCAGUGUCCUCAGAUCGACUGCUGAAACGAGCCAGGUCAUCCGUUCGAUCAGAUGCCCGCACGCUUCGCGUGGCCCGCAAAGUCUUCCUGGAAGAGAACCAGCGUCUGGUUGAAAAACUUGAGUCGUUGGGCUCAAGAGCUCGUCCAAUUCCUCUCGGGACUUUCACUGCAAGCUACCUUGACAAGGAGAAGUACGGCUUGGUCGGCAAGAUCGAAAAGGUUGAUAAGGAGCCCAUCGAGAGCGCUAUCAGGAGCGGCUGCUUGCCAAUCCUCACUUCUCUUGCGGAGACCGAGGAUGGUCAGAUACUGUGAGUAGCGUGCACGCAUAGACAGAGCUACAUUGAGAGGCAGUAAUGGGACAAGCGGAGUCUCUGGCUGACGCUGUGAUUGUGCAACAGCAACGUCAAUGCCGACGUCGCUGCUAGCGAGCUGUCCAAGGUGCUUGAGCCUCUGAAGAUCGUGUACCUAAACGAGAAGGGCGGCUUGUUCCACGGGAAUACAAAGGAACUGCUAGAGACCAUCAAUCUAGACGAGGAGUACGAUGACCUCAUGAAGCAAGAGUGGGUCAAGUUUGGCACCAAGCUCAAGCUGCGCGAAAUGAAGGAACUCCUGGACCACCUGCCCCGUUCCUCUUCGGUUGCUAUCAUUAGCGUCGACCAGCUCCAAAAAGAGCUCUUUAGUGACUCCGGUGCAGGAACUCUCAUUCGACGUGGCUACAAGCUGUACAAGAGCUCAAGCAUUGAGGAGGUGGGGGCUGAGCGCUUGCGCACCGUCAUUAAGGAAAACGAUGAGGAAGUCAAGGACGGCAGAAAGAGUGUAGCUCAAUUCUUCUCUGAACUCAGCAAGCACCCGUACACCAUCUAUGGCGACGAGCCCAUGGAUGUGAUCGCAUUCGUCUCCAGACCUGAAGGCGAAGUGCCCAUUCUUACGAAGCUCAUCUCGACUCGCAACGGUGUGCUCAAUGGCGUUAACGACAACGUCUUCAACCAGAUCAAGAAGGACCACAGGCGUCUUGUGUGGACUGCUCGUGCAGACGACGAGAACAGGGCAUGGAAUUACGAGCGCGCUGACGGCAGCUUCUCGCGCAACGGCCGCAGCCUUUUCUACUAUGGCAUUCAAGAUGUGAGCGAAGUGGAGAAGAUUGUGCGCAGCCUGGAGGAGAACAACAGGAUCGAGAGGGCGUACCUGCCUCUCAAUGCCUCCAAGCCUAGCAACGUCCCCGGUGGCGCGCGAGCCUUCUCCACCUUUGCUGCCUCCAGGCGGCAAGGUGCUGCUGCCCUCAGCGCAUCUACCAACGGCACUCUUGGUCGACGCAGCUACGCCACUGCUGUAGAGCGUUCUCAGCCUCUUCCCGCAACCAACUCGGAGAAGAAGCGCGUUGCAUUGAUUGGUGCUCGUGGCUACACUGGUCAAGCCCUUGUCAGCUUGCUCAACAACCAUCCCCACCUCGAGCUCUCCCACGUCUCUUCGCGCGAGCUGGCAGGUCAAGCGCUGGAGGGAUACGGCAAGUCUGAGGUGAGGUACAGCAACAUUGGUGUCGAGCAACUUCGCAAGCUGGAAGAAGGCAAAGGCGACAGCGCGCCCCCUGAUGCCUAUAUCAUGGCGCUUCCUAAUGGGGUCUGCAAGCCUUUUGUUGAGGCUGUCCAACAAGGCGGAGCUGGAAAGUCUCAAGGUCACGGUACCAUUGUGGACCUCUCCGCUGAUUAUCGCUUCGAAGACAAGUGGACGUACGGCUUGCCUGGUCAGUAAAAAUGUUGAGUCAGAAAGAACACAAGAGGUUGGAUAAGGGCUUUUGAAGAGGGCGUUCUGGAUAGACCCCUGACAUGGAAUGGGCAGAACAGCCGUGGUAACCUUUCUUCUGCCAGCAAUGAAUGAGUAGUUGACUUUUCCUCUCGUCCUCUUGGCCUGCGUGAUCCGUCUUUCUGCAGAGCUGUACUCUAGGCAAGCGAUUAGAGACUCCAAGUUGAUAUCCAACCCUGGGUGCUACGCUACUUCUAUCCAAGCUCUCGUCGCGCCUCUACUUCCCUUUUUAGAUCCUGCGGCGCCUCCCACAGUAUUCGGUGUGUCAGGCUACAGUGGAGCUGGAACAAAAGCCGGUCAAGAGAAUCCUUCUUCACCUGGCAAAAAGGUGACCGUUCCCAAGAUUGGUCCUGAAGACCUGAAGGGUGGGAUCCGACCCUACAGCUUGACGGACCACAUCCACGAGCGGGAAGCUGCCAGGCACCUCUCCGUCCUUGGCGCUGGUAAUGCCGGACCGGGAGUGGGCACUUCGAUCAAUCUCGCCUUUGUUCCCGUCGUAGCUCCUUGGUUUCAAGGAAUUAUCUCUACCCUUUCUGCCCCUCUGCGAACCAAAUUGACGGCCAAGGAUGUUCGAAAUGCGUACGAAGAGUUUUAUGCCGGUCAAGCCCUCGUCUGCAUCGGUAACAAUGUGCCGGAGAUUGGAGAUGUUGCGUUGCAGCAUGGCAUCAAGAUUGGAGGCAUUCAAGUCCACUCUUCCGGCAAGCGCGUCGUCGUUGUUGGAGGUAUUGACAACUUGCUCAAAGGCGCUGCUACACAAUGCUUGCAGGUGAGAUGAACGUUUGGAGGUGCUGGUGGCGCCAUCCUCGAAAAGCCGCUGACUUACGCUCGCCACCGCUGCUUGCCACUCACCAGAACCUCAACAUUGCCUUGGGCUACGAUGAGCUCGCAGGUAUUCCGCAUUGA
Molecule: messenger RNA, 3352 nt
Organism: Ceraceosorus bombacis
Lineage: Eukaryota; Fungi; Basidiomycota; Exobasidiomycetes; Ceraceosorales; Ceraceosoraceae
Source: the annotation of a GenBank genome assembly